GCAGAGGCGGAACCAGGCUGCACAGCAGGGAGGCGGAGUUUGGAAUUCAGCUUGCGCAGCGGCAGCCAUGGCCCUGCGGCAGGAAGUCAUCGCUGGGCGCGGGCGCGGCAUGGUUGCAACGCGAAUGUUACGAGCAGGUGCGGUCCUGCUGCGGGAAUCACCUCUCUUGUUAUACCAGGAAGCGGAAUCUGCGGAGAGCACGGCCUUUUGCAGCAACUGUAUGCGAGUGUUGUCGCUGCCAGGUCGGGAGAAAGUGCCGUGCUCUGCCUGUGAUGGAGCCACGUUCUGUGGAAAAUCCUGUUUCGAAUCGGCCCGGGUUGGUAGUCAUAACACGCGAGUUUGUUCAGGGAUCGCUAUGCUGCAGAAGAGUAAGGACAAGUUUUCUUUGGAGCAUCGAACGCUGGCGCGGUUUCUGAUCGCGGCAUAUAAUUUGGCGGUGGAGGAUCCGCUAGCGUUUGCGAAAUUGUUGGAGUUGGAAGGGCAGGAGUGUGAUGAAGAGGUGGUGAAGAGUUUGCAUGAUUUUGUGGUGGAAAUUUUCGGUAAAUUGGAUGGCGGGGCUUCGUUGGAGCUUUCGUUGGAGCUGACAGGGAAGUUAUUGGCGCGAGACGCUUGCAAUACGUUUGGGCUAAUGGCGCCUUCCUGUGCUGGAGAGGAGAGGAAGGUCCGGGGGUAUGCGAUGUUUGCACAAGCUUCUAUGUUUAAUCAUGACUGCCUGCCCAAUGCUUGUAGAUUUGAAUAUGUAGAUAUAGAUGGAGACGGAAACACAGAUGUCAUCGUUCGUGCUCUGCACGAUAUGGAGGAGGGUACUGAGGUGUGUUUGAGCUAUUUUCCUGUUGAUUGGCCCUACGGAGAUCGGCAGCAGAAGUUGCAAGAAGAGUAUGGAUUUUGGUGCACGUGUGCUAGAUGUAAUGUGGAAUCGAAAUGGAAAGACGAAGAUGAAGAGCAAGACGAAGAAGAUGAAGGUUAUAGCAAUGGAGAACUAGAACUAGGUAAAGGAGAGGCUACAUUGGAGGAUGUCGAGAGUAUUGACGAUGACGAUGACGAUGAAGAUGAUUUUGGCCACGCCAUGUUUUUCGUAAAAUACCUCUGUCCUGUGGAAGGAUGUGGAGGCACCAUGGCGCCCUUACCUCCAGGCGAAUUGGAUCACCAAGGGCUAGAGGGAUCCAUGGAAUGCAACUUCUGCGGAUGUGUGAGGUCGGACGAGGAGUUCCACCGUGAUCUUGAAGAGCACGCAGUGGACGAUGACUGAACAUGAAGGCUUGUCAUACAAUGCACAUUAGCUUAUAUGAAACGCUUUAUUCUUUAUUGCUUCUUGUAUCUUGUAGUAGCUAUGAGACAAUAAGCUUCAAUUGAGGUGCUUCAUGAGAAUGCUUUCAAGUGCUGCCCCUCAGUAGUGUCCUUGCUAUGUGCGACUUUGAACUAAAUCUGUUUGUCUUCAGCUAUGGUAAGUUUGGUAAAUUAAAUUGAGUUCAUCUUCCGUCUAA
Molecule: messenger RNA, 1484 nt
Organism: Physcomitrium patens
Lineage: Eukaryota; Viridiplantae; Streptophyta; Bryopsida; Funariales; Funariaceae
Product: histone-lysine N-methyltransferase ASHR2
Molecular function (GO): protein binding
Source: RefSeq, a predicted model, not a curated record